Messenger RNA from Amborella trichopoda, 1289 nucleotides. RefSeq names its product Haloacid dehalogenase-like hydrolase (HAD) superfamily protein. The record is from RefSeq and is a predicted model, not a curated record. NCBI's taxonomy places the organism in Eukaryota, Viridiplantae, Streptophyta, Magnoliopsida, Amborellales, Amborellaceae.
GAUCUCGAUUGUUCUUGCCAUGGAUUUCUACAAUUUCAGCUGCCCCUCCUCCUCUUUCGUGCCCACGCAAACCACGUUUCGGUUUCGGAUUUCGUCCUCUCCACUCCAACUCAGAUUUCCAAAAUUGAAGGAAUAUGGCUUAAGAAAGUUUUCAGUGACGGCAAAGGCUUCUGGACCUGAGGAACAUGAUUCUCAAAAUGGGUUUUCAAUGAAACCGAAAAAACUAUUCAUGGAGGAGGCAAUUGGAGCUGAAUAUGGGGAAGGUUUUGAGACAUUUAGACCCAAUGGACCUCUGAAGGUCGAUGUGGAUUUUUUAAAUGAUAGAAUGCAAGAAAGUGGUCUUCAAAGGAUAAGAUAUGCUAUGAAGCCUGAUGAAGCUUUUGGUCUUAUUUUCUCUUGGGAUAAUGUUGUGGUUGAUACUCGGGCUUUGAAAUUGGAUGCUUGGAACCAACUUGCCUCUGAAGAAGGACAGGAUGUCCCAAAAGAUAGUGAGAUACAGAGGUCCAUGCUUUAUGCAGGUGCCGAUCAUGUCCUCCGUAAGGUUCUUUGUUGGGAGAAAGGCAAAGAGGAACUGGAACGACUAAAGCUACGGCUAUCACAAAUAUACUAUGAGAAUCUUCUAAACGUAGAGGCACCCAUAGAAGGAUUGAAGGAAUGGUUGGAUGCUCUUUAUACGGCUGGCAUUCCUUGUGCUGUUGUAUCUUGUCUGGAUCGUCAAAAUCUCCUUGGUUCGCUUCAGAGAAUGGGACUGCGAAAGUAUUUCCAGGCUGUUGUGACUGAGGAGGAUGGGAUGGAAUCUUUAGCUCAAAGAUUUCUUUCUGCAGCUGUCAAGUUGGAUAGGAAACCAUCCAAAUGUGUCGUGUUUGAGGAUGAUCCAAGAGGAAUUACUGCUGCUCACAAUUGUACAAUGAUGGCCAUUGCAUUGAUUGGUUCUCACCCUGCGUAUGAGUUGGACCAGGCGGAUCUUGCUGUUGCAAGCUUCAGUGAGCUUUCGGUGAUAAACCUUCGAAGAUUAUUUGCGCACAAAGGCUCUGCCUUCAUGGAUUUGCAGAAGCAGAUAGAGAAUAAGGCUCCCCCUAAGAGGAAGCUUUACAUUGACACAAUUUUCUAAUGUCUCUCUACAAUUCUUUCCUUCCUUUCUCCUCUUUUCCAAGUUCUUUGAUGUAUAGAAAUGAGCUGCAUAAAGGUGAGCUCUCUUUUUUGGCCUUGAUAGUAGCAUAUAUGUUGUGAAUAUCAUUGUGAAUAUGGUCUCCAUAAUGGUGCUUCAAUUCAUCAUGCUCUCUCCUCCA